Messenger RNA from Lathyrus oleraceus (garden pea), 642 nucleotides. RefSeq names its product chitin elicitor receptor kinase 1-like. The transcript has 4 exons. The record is from RefSeq and is a predicted model, not a curated record. Bases 96 to 353 code for a protein of 85 amino acids. Gene Ontology annotation, biological process: innate immune response; protein phosphorylation. Gene Ontology annotation, molecular function: transmembrane receptor protein kinase activity. NCBI's taxonomy places the organism in Eukaryota, Viridiplantae, Streptophyta, Magnoliopsida, Fabales, Fabaceae.
CAAAUUUUUUUGUUUUGCAGGCAUAUCAAGAGGAGACUGAAUAGCUCAAGCUUCUUGCUGAAUGGAAGAGAAAGAAAGGUGGAUUCAGAGCUACCAUGUUUGUUUUUGGAAACUUGGUGGCGGCUCAAGUUGCGACAGAAAUCGGUUGGAGCGAGUUUGCGAUUUCAAUGUUUUCACUAGGAAUGGUACAUUAUUUGCAGGCCAGGACUGUUCAAGAAAACUAUAAAAAGAAAGCUGCAAUAAAGAAGAUGGACAUGAAAGCAUCAAAAGAAUUUUUUGCCGAGCUUAAGGUGUUAACGCGUGUUCAUCACUUGAACUUGGUAAGGUUGAUUGGAUAUUGCAUUGAAGGUUGAUUGGAUAUUGCAUUGCCGGAAUGGACUUGUCUCUUACAAUAUUGAAAAAUGCACACACUGCUAGAGAACUAAAAUCCACUUGUGUUGGGUUUAUUUUGGAAUGAGCUCAAUUAUUUUUAAAACCGAAUAAACCGCAUUAUGAAACCGAACCGAACAAAACCGAAACCGAAAAUAACCGAAUUGCAAACCGGUCGGUUUUGGUUAUGUUUUUUCCAACCGAUGGUUAGGUCGGAUUGGGAAUUUGGGCCCGAAAACCGAUCCAACCCAACCGAUGUCCACCCCUAGAUAC